Molecule: messenger RNA, 961 nt
Organism: Girardinichthys multiradiatus
Lineage: Eukaryota; Metazoa; Chordata; Actinopteri; Cyprinodontiformes; Goodeidae
Product: monocyte chemotactic protein 1B-like
Exons: 3
Coding region: 103-396 (97 amino acids)
Biological process (GO): neutrophil chemotaxis; G protein-coupled receptor signaling pathway; monocyte chemotaxis
Cellular component (GO): extracellular region
Molecular function (GO): CCR chemokine receptor binding; chemokine activity
Source: RefSeq, a predicted model, not a curated record
AUGAAGGCAGAUGGUGUCCAAACAUCAGAGAAAACAAGCUGAUCUUACCUGAGAUUUUCUACCUACUGCUGCUCCCUCACACCAACAAACACACCCUUCAGGAUGGCUCGUCUUGCUCUGUCUGUGAUUGUUCUGAUGAUGGCGGUCAUCGCUCUCACUGAAGGUUUGCGUGGAGUUGGCCCAAAGAAGUGCUGCUUCAAAUUCAAUGACAAGCCUGUGUCAAAAGAAAAAGUUGUGGGCUACAUCAAAACCAGUCAGCGUUGCCCCAACCCUGCCAUCUUGCUGAAUACAGUGGCAGGCCGUCAGCUGUGUGUCAGAACUUCAGCCACCUGGGUGAAGGAGCUCAUCAACUACCUGGAGACCAAAAAUGUUCUGGGCACAAACUCCACAAUGUAAACGGGCCAAUAAUAUACCCAUAAACCAGCUUACAUGAAUAUGUAGGUUGGUUGUGAUGCUACAGAAAGCAGCUGCUCUCUUUCUAUAUUUACCAAAUGUUCUAAUAUUUCAUUAGUGACUACCAGGAUGAGAUGAAGGGGAAUUAAUUAUUCUUCAUGUAUAUGAAGUAUAUUUCUAUUAUGUUUGUUAUAUCAAACAACAAGUGUAUUUUUUUUAUAAAUACAACACUUAUAGUUACACUGUUAACAAUAUGAACUUUUCUUCUAUUAUGUUUGAAGUGACCUAAGAAAGUAUCUGUAUUGUAAAAGACAAAUGUCUUCCAAAUCCACAUGGUGUCAUCUUUAUUAUAUAAGCUACGACCUAUUGCACUUGCUGAUGUAUAAGGGACUUACUUUAAAUGCUGUUAACUAAUUUUAUUUAAAGUCUUUUUAUAUUCAAGAUUUUGACCUCUUUAAAGUACUGACUGAAGUAUUGUAAUCCAUUCUGAAGGAUGUAAUCCAUUUUUCUGUAAGCCUACACCAACGUGAUUCUUACAAAAUAAAGCUAAAUUGCUUUUAAAAUUCAA